UUUGGUCGGGGCGAACGAGGGCCGCGGGAGGGCGGUGGGCUCGCGCGGCGGCGUCAUGUCCUCCGAGGUGGCCGCCCGCUGCGACGCCAAGAAGUUGGUGCGCUCGCCCAGCGGCCUGCGCAUGGUGCCCGAGCACCGCGCCUUCGGCAGCCCGUUCGGCCUGGAGGAGCCGCAGUGGGUCCCCGACAAGGAGUGCCCACGGUGCAUGCAGUGUGACGCCAAGUUUGACUUUCUCACCAGGAAGCACCACUGCCGCCGCUGCGGGAAGUGCUUCUGCGACAAGUGCUGCGGCCAGAAGGUGGCGCUGCCGCGCAUGUGCUUCGUGGACCCCGUGCGCCAGUGUGCGGCCUGCGCGCUCGUGUCACGCAAGGAGGCCGAGUUCUUCGACAAGCAGCUCCGCGUGCUGCUCAGCGGAGCCACCUUCCUCGUGAGUUUUGGAAACUCCGCGAACUCGGAGACGAUGGUUUGUCGUCUUUCCAGCAACCAGAGAUACCUGCUGCUGGACGGGGCCAGCCACCACGAGAUCGAAGUCACGCACAUCUCAGCCGUGCAGGUCCUCACGGAAGGCUUCCCCGCGGGAGACAAAGACACGCACACUUACACCAGCCUCCUGGGGAGCCUGCCCGCCUCUGAAGGGGGCGCCGCUCGGGCCACAGGCAUGUCCCUGCAGUUCUCGGCACCAGGGGCGGCGGGCGUGGCCCAGCUGAAGCUGACUGCUGGGGAGGAUGCGCAUGGCAGCAGGAAGCAGGCGACGGCGUGGCUGGCAGCCAUGCACAAGGCCGCCAAACUCCUCUACGAAUCUCGGGACCAGUAACCGCACGGGCCGGCGACGUGGUGGGAAGGCAACGCGAGACGAGGCACAGACGUGUCCGCUUACCGGGUGCGAUACGUACCCCGUUUAUUAACGCUCCACAGCUUCCGGCUUCCGGCCUCCGUUUCCUGUUGAUGCCUCCGUGGGUGGAGGCCCAGCUACACUACCGCUAACUGUAGCAUAACCUUUGCCACGUUCUUAUGAGUCCAGGUUUACUAGGAGGUUCUGGACCCUCGUCUUCAUGAAUUCUCACGGGUGAUCCGGGCCGCGGGCGCUCGGCGGCUCUGCCCCGCAGCCUGCCUGAGCCGGCCUGCGGCUGGUCACUAUGGCACUAAUGCGGGCUAUGCAAGCCUUCGAUACUUCACUACGGGGAAGGAGCCAGCUGUGUUUUGUACUUUUCACUCACUGUUUCACUUUAUUAGAACAAUUGUACAACCAUUUGUAUAUAAAGCUUGAUUAAACCCUAUUUUAAGAACACGG
Molecule: messenger RNA, 1291 nt
Organism: Eptesicus fuscus (big brown bat)
Lineage: Eukaryota; Metazoa; Chordata; Mammalia; Chiroptera; Vespertilionidae
Gene: ZFYVE21
Product: zinc finger FYVE-type containing 21
Exons: 8
Coding region: 56-814 (252 amino acids)
Molecular function (GO): metal ion binding
Source: RefSeq, a predicted model, not a curated record